Messenger RNA from Penaeus monodon (black tiger shrimp), 2148 nucleotides. RefSeq names its product galactosylceramide sulfotransferase-like. Gene Ontology annotation, cellular component: membrane. NCBI's taxonomy places the organism in Eukaryota, Metazoa, Arthropoda, Malacostraca, Decapoda, Penaeidae. The record is from RefSeq and is a predicted model, not a curated record. Gene Ontology annotation, biological process: glycolipid biosynthetic process. Gene Ontology annotation, molecular function: galactosylceramide sulfotransferase activity.
AUGGCGGCCAUAUGUCUCUGCAGGGACUUGCUCAUCAUGCACUCUACACCCGGCAUCUGAAGACAGUCGUGGGCGGCUUGGUUCUCGUGACGUUGGUGAUGCUCGUGAUGUACACAACGCCCACGCCCACGGCACUUAUUCUCUCGGCAGCCAACAGCUUAAGGGACACAGGCAAUUUCCCCAAGCCCUACGUGUCUUCAGGAAAGGCAGGAUACGACGUGGCCGCCUCACUCCCCCUUCGGCACGGAAGGAAGAGGGGCAGGUGGAAAGGGGAAUCCCCGAGAAGGCCUUUGGUCUCGGCUCACAAGAUAGAGAGUCUUGGAGAUCCGAGGUGUUGAUGGCUGGCGAAAGUGCGGAAGCCCAGUGCCGCCCACAACACCACGUCAUGUUCCUCAAGACUCACAAGUGCGCCUCAUCCACCGUCCAGAAUAUUUUUCUCCGUUAUGGAUACACAAACAACCUCACGUUUGCCCUUCCUGGAGCUGGGAAUUACCUGGGAAAUCCGGGUCUGUUUAAGGCCGGCCUCAUCCCCAAGAGCCUUCUGCCUCCGAGUGGUAAGGUCGACAUCUUCGCCGUCCACACACGCCUCAACUUCAAGGACCACUCGAGCGUCUUACACAACGACACUCGCUGGGUGACCCUCGUGAGGGACCCGGCCACGCUGUACGAGAGUCUGUUUAAUUUUUUCCACCUGAAAAAUGGGUAUAAUUUGGACCUGUCGUCUUUUAGUUCCCAGCCUAUGGCGCGGCUGAUGGAGCUGCCGCGCUACGGCGGGAAAUUCGGCAAGAACCAGAUGCUGUUCGACCUCGGCUACAGCGACAACAUGUCCGUGACGCAGCUGCGGCAGGCGAUCGAGGAGCUGGACGGCCUCUUCGACCUGGUGAUGGUGGCCGAGCGGAUGGACGAGUCGCUGGUCCUGCUGCGCCACCUGCUGUGCUGGAGCCUCCACGACGUCGUUGUGUUCACCAAGAACGCCCGCCGCCAGGAGGUCAAGCCGACGCUCGACCCGCAGACGAGGCAGACGCUGCGGGAGCUGAACAGCGCCGACGCCCUCCUCUACGACCACUUCAUGGCCAAGCACCGCCGCGCCGUGCUGGAGUUCGGCGUCCGCAGGAUGGCCGACGAGGUGUCGGCGCUGCGCAGCCUCCGCGACGAGUACUUCGAGGACUGCGGCGCCCGCGAGGUCAAGGGCAAAGACUCCACCCUCAAGUUCAAGGAGUACUCGGGGCUGGUGAGCUCGUACGUGACCUCCAACAACUCUGACCAGAACUGCCUCAUGCUGUCCCUCCCCGAGCUGCCUCUGGUGGACACCGUGAGGCGGAAGCAGCUGAAGGUCCUGGAGGAGAUGCGAGCGCCCUCCUAGCAGCGUGCCAGGCUCAUCCCCAGACUGACUCGCCGUUGCCAUCGUUCCAAAUCAAACCGAGCUGAAGAUGUGGCGCGAGGAACCGCCUGGGUCGAGGCUUGACGUCUAACGUUCUUCCACUCCUCCCUCAGCACGUGGCUUCCAGUUCUGUGUGUUAUAAGUAAUCUAUUUUUGUACAUUAUCCUGAGCGAUGUUGUUGAUGAUGAAUGUGUUGAUUUUUUUUUCUCCUUCUUGAUUUUCUUUUGCUGUUUCGAGUCAGCAAACCAGCACCGAAGUGCCUCUUGUUUGGUGUAUAAACAAGGCUGUGAGAUUUUCAUACCUUUGAUAACGCUCAUUGGGUGCCUUUAAAAGAAAUGACGAGUUCCCAAUGAUUUUUUCCAAUAUUGUUGAAUUUGUGUACUUUGUAAUGCACAUGUGAUGAGCGCUAAAGACAGAUAGUCUAUAUUUUUGUCAGUUUAGAAACAAAACGAGAGUGCUUUAUGUUCCUGCAUAUCAUGAUUCUACGUUCACAAUCAGCAAAAUACCACAGUGUUUCUUCCUCGAAUGAAGAACUAUAAAGAACUGUAAUCAUUCUUCACUGUGAACAUGUGCGCCAAGGGCCUCUCACCCCCCCUGCCAGUUCGAGCAGGAAGGAGGGAGGCUUCCGUGCAUUUCCAGACUAUGAUGAAACUGAAUGAGUUCGAUCGAGGUUACCGUUUGCAGCCAGGGUUGUGGAGGUGGGAGUCACACUGUCAAUAUUAUUUUUUUUUCUGUAGACGUGUGGAAAUAUAUAGUUGAAUGAUUCA